Messenger RNA from Phycomyces blakesleeanus NRRL 1555(-), 1553 nucleotides. RefSeq lists its product as hypothetical. Bases 28 to 1380 code for a protein of 450 amino acids. The transcript is spliced from 4 exons. Gene Ontology annotation, biological process: acetyl-CoA metabolic process. The record is from RefSeq and is a predicted model, not a curated record. NCBI's taxonomy places the organism in Eukaryota, Fungi, Mucoromycota, Mucoromycetes, Mucorales, Phycomycetaceae. Gene Ontology annotation, molecular function: hydroxymethylglutaryl-CoA synthase activity.
CUACACUUCUUUUUUUCUCUACUCAUCAUGUCUCGCUACGAUCACUAUCCCGAGAAUGUCGGCAUCCUUGCCCUCGAAAUGUACUUCCCAUCAAGAUGUGUCGAACAGACUGCUAUGGAAGUAUAUGAUGGUGUCAGCACUGGAAAGUACACCAUCGGUCUUGGACAGGACAAGAUGGCCUUUAUCGACGACAGAGAAGAUAUUCAGUCCAUUUGCUUGACUGCUGUCCACAACUUGAUGGAGAAGUACAACAUUGCCUACACAGACAUUGGCAGACUUGAAGUUGGUACCGAAACCAUCAUUGAUAAGUCCAAGUCUGUCAAGACUACCUUGAUGACCUUGUUUGCUGAGCACGGCAACUACGAGAUCGAAGGUAUCGACACCACAAAUGCAUGCUAUGGUGGCUUCAGCGCAUUCUCCAACGCUGUCAACUGGAUCGAGUCUUCCUCCUGGGAUGGUCGUUAUGCUAUUGUGAUUGCAGGUGACCUUGCUCUCUAUGCUUCGGGUGCUGCUCGCCCCACAUCAGGUGCUGGUGUGGUUGCCAUGUUGGUUGGCAAGGAUGCCCCCAUUGUCCUCGAGCGUGGUCUGCGUAGCACUUAUAUGGAUCAUGCCUACGACUUUUACAAGCCUGACAUGCAUUCCGAGUAUCCCAUUGUCGACGGAAAGUUCUCCAACGUCUGCUACAUCCGUGCCUUUGAUGCCUGUUACAACAACUACAUGAAGCGUCUCUCCAAGACCAUUAAGAAGGAUGUUACCAGCAUGGAGGAUGUCGACUAUGUUGUUUGCCACUCCCCAUACGCCAAGUUGGUUACCAAGUCAUUUGCUCGUUCGGCUUAUAAUGAUUUCAUGGCAGAUAAAAAGAACCCCAAGUAUGCUGCUCUUGCUCCCUUUGAAGAGCUUGCCUACGAAGCCUCCCUCGAGAACCGUGAUCUUGAGAAAGCCACUGCCACUCUUACCAAGGCUGGCUAUGCUCAGAAGGUUGGACCUGCCGCCUAUGCUCCCAAGCAGAUUGGUAACAUGUAUGCCGGUGCUGUCUGGGCUGGUCUCGCCUCUCUUGUGUCCGAAGUUGAGGUUGAUACCCUGAAGGACAAGCGUGUCCUCCUCUACUCCUAUGGUUCUGGCUUGGCUGCCUCCAUGGUUUCCUUCCGUGUUGUGGGCUCCACUGCUGAUAUCAAAGCCAAGCUGAACCUCCGUCAGCGCCUUGAUGCCCGUACACACUCCAAGCCCGAAGCCUUUGCCGAAGCUAUGCAGAUCCGUGAAAACACUCACAAUGCAUGCAACUAUAACCCCAUUGGCAGCCUCGAACAUAUUGCCCCUGGCGCGUACUAUGUUGACAAGAUUGAUGACAAGUGGAGACGCUUCUACAAGCGUAAAGAUUAAGGAAUAAUUUAUCAAAGUCAAAAGAGAAGCCUGUCUAUAGUCAUCCUUUCUUUAUUUUAUUUUUUUAUAUUUACUUUUUAUAUUUCUUUUAUAGUUCCUUUCAUCUUCUCUGCUCUUCUUUUUAUCCAUAUACUCCAAUAAUAAUCAUCUUUACACAUCUAAAUUUUUACACC